This is a messenger RNA of Symbiodinium sp. CCMP2456, 1479 nucleotides long. The record is from the annotation of a GenBank genome assembly. Lineage: Eukaryota; Dinophyceae; Suessiales; Symbiodiniaceae.
AUGGUGCGGACUCCCUGCCUUCUUGGCAGCAUCUUCGUGGCCAAGCCUGUUCAAGGCGGCCAAGAUGUGCAAGAGCAGAAAGCCGAGCCACUGGCAUCCUCUGAAGAGCAGGAGGGAAGCGUAAGUUUGGAAACGCCGGAGCACGAGAGCCCGCAAACCGAGUGGCAAGACCUUGCGUCCUGCUUGAAGAAGCUGCAGUCGCACGUGGAGGCACUUGCAGACGAGCCCGCCCCACCAGGCAAAUCCGCUCAGGUCUUCGGAGGCUUCUUCCAUGAUCGACGGAAGCCAGAGAAGAGGGGCUCUUUGCAGCUGGGUGGCGUCAGCGUCACGUAUCCUUUGUUGGGCUGCCUUCUGGCCAAGGAAGUUCCCCCGGCGGAAAGCGAGAGCGAGGCAAAGACCCUCGGAGCUUCCGCGAAGGGCCCCGAGGCGCUUCGAUCUCAGGCAGAGGAGCUCCUGGCUGAGGCAGACGGGGCCCGGGAGGAAGCUCGCGUCUGCGAGGUGCGACUGGGGGAUCUGGAGGCUGAGGAGGCACGGCGCUGUGCCGAGGUCUCAGACUUGGAGGCGAUGGAGCCCAGACUGGAGGAGGCCCGAAAAACUCUCCACGCUCUUCGGGAGGCCGCAGACCAAAAUGAUGCCGAAUGUGAAGCCUUGGUGCAGCGGCAGGCGGUCGCGAAGCGUUUGGAGCAGAUGCGUGCUGGGUUGCGGGCGGAUAAGGCACAGCAGCGACUGACUAGAGCAGCUUUGUCAGAAGCGAAAGAAGAGGAAGAGGAAGUGGCAAGGCAUGAGGCAUUGCUUCGGAGAACUGCCACGAAGGCAAAGGCCGAGGUCAACCAGCUGAAAGAGAGGCUGCAGCAGCUGCGGGAUCGUGAUGUGUCCAGACAGCGGUACUGGGAGACAGUGCCAUCGAUCGAAGUAGACAAGCUACAGCUCAAGCGUCUGGAGCUCGUCGCUUACCGCGAUCAGGCACGAGCACUGAAGAGGCUGCUGUCGGAGCAGGAGGCGAGAGAUCUCGCUCGGCAGAAGGCAGCGUCCGAAUUGGUCGAGAGCCUGGCGCUGACCUUGCGCCGUGAGAGUAUCGGGAGCAUAGCGCCGAUGGCAGUGUCGCCGGCGUCGGCUAAAGAGGCCCUCGUGGAGCAUGUGGUGGAAAUGCGAAGGCUCCAGGCACGAAAGUGCGAACUGGAGGCACGCUUUGAUCGUGAGCGCCGCCUGCGCGCCGCCCUAGAGCGCAGGCUCCAGGCACCAGUGGCGGAGGUGCCGGCGGAGGCAAAAGUUUUUUCAUCGAGAGGCCAGUGCCGCAGCCGCACCUCGCCUGCACGAUGUAUUGAGAGGAGGCUGCAGCAGGCAAUGCCGCUGCAGGCUCCCGAAGAGAUAAUCCAGGAGCCAGUGACAGCAGUGAGCUGCAGACCACUGCCCUCCGCUGGCCCGGUCUCCCCAUGGUCAGAGGACCUCCGGAGGCUGGUUCGUGCCAUUUCACCGUAG